Molecule: messenger RNA, 2076 nt
Organism: Corylus avellana
Lineage: Eukaryota; Viridiplantae; Streptophyta; Magnoliopsida; Fagales; Betulaceae
Gene: CAD1
Product: MAC/Perforin domain-containing protein
Biological process (GO): plant-type hypersensitive response; regulation of salicylic acid mediated signaling pathway
Cellular component (GO): plasma membrane
Source: RefSeq, a predicted model, not a curated record
GUCAAAAGCCUGCCUCUAGAACAAAGGAGAAAGCUCACCAACUAGCAAAGUCCAAAGCUUUUACCCUACCAAGCCAUUUCCACAUAAAAAAGACGAAACCUAGAACAAAAUCAAUUCAUCUGCUUCCGAGAAACAUGUCUUUCACAAUCAACAAUAACAACAACAAUCAAAGCAUUUCUUGUUCACCACUUCCUCUUGCUUUCUACCAAUGAAAGAUCCUUUCACUAUGGAAAACUCAGCAACAAUAACGACAACAUCAAGAAGUUUUGGCUCUGAUGCUUUGGCCACCACCCUCAGCAACUCAAUCCAGGCUCUGGGUCGAGGCUUCGAUGUCACCUCCGAUAUAAGGCUUCUCUACUGCAAGGGAGCUCCUGGGUCGAGGCUGGUUCACCUUGAGGAGGACAAAGCCAGGGAUCUUGUGCCUUCUGAUGGCGUUGUGGUGCCAAAUGUGCCUGUUGACAUUCAGUGCUCAGUGGGGAAGAGUGCCAUAGAGAGAAAAUCUGUGUGCAGCUUUCAUGAGAUGGCAGAAUAUUUUAACAAGAAAUCAGGCUUAUCAGGAUGCAUCCCACUGGGAAGCUUUAAUGCCAUGUUCAAUUUCACUGGUUCUUGGCAAGUUGAUGCAGCAGCUACGAAAUCCCUUGCAAUGGUUGGAUAUUUCAUUCCCUUAUUUGAAGUUAAAUUAGCAAAGCCUAAUUUAGUUUUGCGUGAAGAAAUCAGACGUGCUGUUCCUUACUCUUGGGAUUUUGCAUCCUUGGCAAGUUUUAUUGAAAAUUUUGGUACGCAUGUUGUUACGUCAGCAACAAUUGGUGGAAGAGAUGUAGUUUAUAUCAGGCAGCACCAGUCAUCUCCUUUGUCGGCAUUGGAGAUUGAGAGCUACGUGAAAGAGAUUGGGGAUCAGAGGUUUCUGGACUCAAAAAGCCAAUCAAGUGCUGGCCCCUUAAAAUACAAGGACAAGGAUGUUACUGUAAUUUUUAGGAGGAGAGGAGGUGACGAUCUCGAGCAGAGUCAUGCCAAGUGGGCAGAGACUGUAAAAUUGGCACCAGAUGUUAUUAACAUGACAUUUACACCCAUAGUUUCCCUGUUGGAAGAUGUGCCUGGAAUAAAGCAUCUAGCUCGUGCAAUUGAGUUAUAUCUAGAAUACAAGCCACCUAUCGAAGAUUUACAGUAUUUCUUGGAUUUUCAAAUUGCUCGAGCUUGGGCUCCAGAACAGAAUAUACACAGAAAGGAGCCUGUGUGUUCCGCCCUUCAGUUCAGCUUGAUGGGUCCAAAGCUGUAUGUGAGCCCAGAUCAGGUAACAGUUGGUCGUAAGCCAGUGACUGGGCUUAGACUUAGCCUAGAAGGGAGCAAACAGAACCGACUCGCUAUCCAUUUGCAGCAUUUAGUGUCUCUUCCAAAAAUUCUUCACCCCCAUUGGGAUGCACAUGUGGCCAUUGGCGCACCCAAGUGGCAGGGCCCGGAGGAACAAGACAGCCGUUGGUUCGAACCUAUCAAGUGGAAGAACUUCUCCCAUGUAAGCACGGCACCCAUUGAGCACACGGAAACUUGCAUUGGAGACCUCUCUGGUGUUCAUAUUGUCACAGGAGCUCAGCUUGGUGUAUGGGAUUUUGGUGCCAAAAAUGUGUUACACCUCAAACUUCUCUUCUCCAAAGUACCCGGCUGUACAAUAAGGCGGUCUGUUUGGGAUCACAACCCUUCCACCCUUUAUACUUCACAACGGCCUGAUGGCACUUCUUCAUCUGUUUCAAGUGAUAAUAAGGAAGCCCAGAAAAAAAGAAGUGAUAAAAAGGAAGAUAAUUCAAGCCAAAUUGGAAAACUGACCAAAAUUGUAGACAUGACAGAAAUGUCAAAGGGGCCGCAAGAUAUUCCUGGUCAUUGGUUAGUCACAGGGGCAAAACUUGGGGUUGACAAGGGAAAGAUUGUAUUGCGCAUAAAAUACUCCUUGCUGAAUUACUGAUGUAUUAGGUUUUUUUGUUGCAGUGUUACCCUCCCCACAAAAAACUAUAGUCAGGCAUUCUUUGGACAGUCCAUAUCUGGUCUGUUUUGUACAUUUUCUUUUUAUCCUAUAGUUGUUUUGUU